This is a messenger RNA of Pseudonaja textilis, 1968 nucleotides long. The record is from RefSeq and is a predicted model, not a curated record. Lineage: Eukaryota; Metazoa; Chordata; Lepidosauria; Squamata; Elapidae.
CCAAGCAUGCAGACUUCCGAGGAGGGCUCCAAUUCGGCCACCCCCGUGGCGCUGCGCACCUCGGCCUCCGCCCAGCCCGGCCCGGCUUCCCAGCAGGAAAGUACAGGGCCUGCGUGGAAGCUCCGGGAGGACAAAAAAAUGGGCCGCCUGGAAGUUCUGGAAGGCCAGAAAUGGGCCCGUUUCCAGUCUCCAGAGAUGCCUCCGGAGCCUGGGGAGGGUGAAAACAGCCCCCCCCCACAGCCCAUUUCUACUCCCAGGCCAGGGUACCGACCUUCCCAGAAGUUGGAUGGUGCAACAGAGGGGGGGAGCAUCAGUGCCCCCCACACUACCCCCGAAGAGUCAGUAGCGGCCCAGUGUCAACACCACCAGCAAUACAUUGACGUCACUCACGUGCUGCCUGAAUUCCCGGUCCUGAAUCCGGAAAGCGUCCUCCUGCAGGAAGGGAUCGAGACGCGCGACCUCCAGGCUCUGCAGCUCUUCUACCGCCGGCAUUGCGAGGCCAACGUCGAAGUGGUGGUGAGCCUCCAGCUGCCAUUCCUCGAGAAACUUUGGCGUUCCUUCUGGAAUUCCGAAUCCAUCCCCAGCCGGACGGGCGCUUCUGCUGCCGGAGCCUCCAGCGAAGAGUCCUACGAAGCCAUCCUCCCGAGACACCAGCUGAUCGCCUUAUGCAAACACGAGCCCAUCCUGGCCUGGAUGCGGAGCUGUGACCACCUCUUGUACCAAACCCUGGUGGAGAUUCUCAUCCCGGACGUUCUCCGGCCUGUUCCCGGCACCUUGACCCAAGCCAUCCGCAACUUUGCCAAGAGCCUGGAAGGCUGGCUGAUGAGCGCCAUGAGCGAGUUCCCGCAGCCCGUGGUCCAGAGUAAGGUGAGCGUGGUGAGUGCCUUUGCCCAGACCCUGCGCAGGUACACCUCUCUGAACCACCUGGCUCAGGCCGCCCGGGCCGUCCUCCAGAACACCUCCCAGAUCAACCAAAUGCUCAGCGAUCUCAACCGGGUGGAUUUUGCCAACGUGCAGGAGCAAGCCUCCUGGGUCUGCCAGUGCGAAGAGGGGCUGGUGCAGAAACUGGAGCACGAUUUCAAGGUGACGCUGCAGCAGCAGAGCUCCCUGGACCAGUGGGCGAGGUGGCUGGGCCAGGUGGUGUCGCAGGUGCUGAAGCCCCACGAGGGGGCGGCCAGCUUCCCCCGGGCGGCCCGGCAGUUCCUGCUGAAGUGGUCCUUCUACAGCUCCAUGGUGAUCCGCGACCUCACCUUGCGCAGCGCCGCCAGUUUCGGCUCCUUCCACCUGAUCCGCCUCCUGUACGACGAGUACAUGUUCUACCUGGUGGAGCACCGGGUGGCCGAAGCCACGGGGGAGACGCCCAUCGCGGUGAUGGGAGAGUUCAGCGACCUCGCCUCCCUGUCCCCGGCGGUGCUCGAGAAAGACGCCUUCGGCACUUUGGGACACGAGGCCGGAGCCCGGGUGAAGCCCCGGGUGAAGCGAGAGCACAGCGACCCCGGCCCAUCCUUGCAGGAGAUCUAACCGACGGGCAGGCCGUGCGCCCCUGUCCUCUAUCCCGACUCCGCCGAGAGUGCCAAAGCUUUCCGAACGAUGCCCUGCGAGGACUCCUGGCCCUCCCGGACGCCGCUGUGCCUCUUCGUCCCUCCUCCUCCUCCUCCUCUUCCUCGUGCUUUUACGGGUCUUUGCCAAAGACGGGCCGGGUGUCCGGCAAGACAGAGAAGGUCCUCGACCGUCGGCCGGUCCUUCUCUUUGCAAGGGUCCCCCGGCCGGCCCACUUCCCGUCCUCCCUCCUGCUCCGAUGCUUUGCCUUAAGUGACUCCGCUCCCCGACGGGGGGGAAAACCCUGCCAAGGUGCCACUGUGAUCCGGGGGGGCCGCCGGUCGAUUCUGCGCCUCGCGAGAGAAGGGGAAGGGCGUCCUUCCGGUGUCCUCUCCGACUCUUGCUAAAUAAACGGACACUUGUGGCCAA